Messenger RNA from Desarmillaria tabescens, 1458 nucleotides. RefSeq lists its product as uncharacterized. The coding region runs from base 1 to 1458 and encodes 485 amino acids. The record is from RefSeq and is a predicted model, not a curated record. NCBI's taxonomy places the organism in Eukaryota, Fungi, Basidiomycota, Agaricomycetes, Agaricales, Physalacriaceae. The transcript is spliced from 7 exons.
AUGUCAACCAAGGCCACGACCAAGGUUGACGCGUUCAAGGACGCGUUCUACCAAACUGCUCGGAAUACACCCUCUUCCCAAAAGGCCCAGCAAGAGAUUAAGCAGGUUUUCAUGAAGCCGACAAAACUCGUACGCGCAUGCGUCUUCCAGGAGCACCACAAGUUCCCCGCUACAGAGGCAGCUGCAGCCUCCAAGUUGCUGACCGGGGGGGAUCGCGCAUUGUUUACCUUCAUGCAAGUUUUAGGAAAACAACUUGGUUUCAAACUGUAUCUCACAAAUGUCUGUUACAAGGUAACGGGUGAUAUGAUGACAGAACAUCGGCAACGCGGUUACGGUUACAGAUACGGCGACUACGGUUUCGAUUACGACGUUUUUGGUGAUGACGGUCCUGGCAACAGCGACGAGGAGGCAGAGAACUAUAGUAUGGAGGACGCAGAAGAAGAAGGCUACUCAAUUGAGGUUAAAGCAGUGGUUGAUUUGGACGGCAUGCCUGUUAGCCUCCCGAAACUCGACUUAGACGAGGCCAACAUUGUGAAUGGGAAGCUUGACAGUGGCAAACCAGACCAGAAGAAGUUUUACUAUGAAGAUGGACACUGCGGAGAGUUGGUCCAUUUGUGGAAUCGAACAGUUCUGCUUAUAAUACCAAUCACAUCUGAUGUGAAGGCCGUCACGGGCGAUGUCUUACAUUACGCUUGCCAUGCUCUGCAAGUAUCUCAGAGCCGCUCCUCCAGUGACAAAGAGAAGCAGCUGCUCGCCGGCCUUGUUCGUUCUUGCACCAACCGAGCCGCUAGUUUAGCCUCUGGAGACCAGACGUCAUAUGGAACCGUCAAAGUCUCUGUUGAGCUGUCGAUUAGGUGGAAAGAUGUCUCUACUUUCCUUCGCGUAGGCCAAGUGUGCAAUCUGACGACGCAUACUGACGCCCUCCUCGACCCCGAAGGAUUCGCUUCAGUCUAUCGGGCGUUCCCUGCCCAAUGGGAGUCGCUGAAGGAAAUCUUUUCCAAAGUAGUCGAGCACUCUAGUUCUAACCUGACCCGAGGAGCUCUCCUUGAGAAGAUCUCUGCCGCGGCAAAGGGAAAGAAGGGUGUCGCUGCUGUAACUGCUUGGCACAAGAUUCAGAACGGAUUCAUCUUAUCCAACCUCAAACUGCUUCAACCUGACGAGGUGGAGUGGUUGACAGGUGUUGUCAAAAAACAUGACAUCAACUUCUUUCGCGAUAUACUCUUGCCACAACUUCGGAAUCAACCACACGAGAAAAAGUUCUGGUUCCCUUUUAUCAAGGCUCUCAACUGGGAGAAGGCUGGCAUCUCAACGCUUGAAGCAACAGAAGUGAUAUCGUUAUGUGUACGACACGUCGUAGACAAAACCUCCGCAUACCCCCAGAAACCAUACGACCCCCGUGACGAGGACGACGUGCCCAAGCUGUUGUGCAGGCUACUCCGAGGCAAAGUUCAGUGGUGA